This is a messenger RNA of Aspergillus clavatus NRRL 1, 2847 nucleotides long. RefSeq names its product Mechanosensitive ion channel family. The transcript is spliced from 2 exons. Gene Ontology annotation, molecular function: calcium channel activity; calcium ion binding. Bases 1 to 2847 code for a protein of 948 amino acids. Lineage: Eukaryota; Fungi; Ascomycota; Eurotiomycetes; Eurotiales; Aspergillaceae. Gene Ontology annotation, biological process: calcium ion transmembrane transport; intracellular calcium ion homeostasis. The record is from RefSeq and is a predicted model, not a curated record. Gene Ontology annotation, cellular component: membrane.
AUGUCCACCCCGGUCGAGGAGCAACCUGCUCCCAAAUAUUCCGACGAGAAAAGAAAAGAAAAAUCCCACGAUGCCUCCCCAGACUCCGACGAUGGCACGUAUAUCUAUGAUGGCGCCGCGGACCCCGACGGUAACCGUCUCAGGGUCGAUACGACCUACCAUGAACCCCACAGAGCAUCUGUAAAUACACCCUCGGCUGCGCGGGAACAAGCCAUGCGUCUCGAAGACGACCUGGCUCUACUCGAGGCGGAGCGGGUAGCUUCCCGCUCAACCCAUGACGAUACCGAAAAGGGAAGCAAGCCAGAAUCCAUCUCUGGAUCACGUUCGCACCGCUCUCAGAAUGUUGAUGAGUUCGACGAAGCCACGAAUCCGUUGCACGAGAAAGCCGCCGUCUAUAAUCCGCCGGCGAACCCCAACACCAAAGUCGCCAAAUUCAUCAAGAAGCUACAUGAAUCGAGCUUCGUCGUCCGUUAUAUCACUUACAUUGUCCCGCUUGUCCUCAUUCUUCUCAUCCCCUUACUUGUCGGAGCGUUGGCCUUUCCGAAAGCGAACGUGGGAGGUGUCACGCUGCUCUGGUUCUCAGUCUGGCUGGAGAUUGUCUGGCUGACCCUUUGGGCUGGUAGAAUCGCGGCUAAAUUCAUUCCCAUUCCCGUGGCAUUAUUGGCCAGCAUCUUCACCAACAAUGCAAAGAAAUGGCGCGACUUAGCCAAGCAGCUGGAGCUGCACGCGACCCUGUUCCUCUGGUGGUUGGGGGUGGAAAUCUCGUUCCUGCCCACCAUGAAAAAUCAUCACAUCGAUGGGGACCAGAGGACACGCAGCUGGGAAAACACCGUCAACAAGAUCAUCAUCUCCAUCUUCGUCUGGACCGUCCUGAACCUCAUCGAAAAGAUCAUCAUCCAGUUGAUUGCGAUCAGCUUCCACCUGCGUACCUAUGCCGACCGGAUUGAGAUCAACAAAUUCCAGAUUGGCAGUCUCACCAAAUUGUAUGACUUUUCGAGGACAAAGAUAACCGCCAAUGAUGACGAGUUUGAAGAGAAGAAUGACGGCGGCGGCAACGGUGCCAAGACGCCAUUGCACUAUUCUCUACAGUAUGCCGGAAAGGCACAGCGCAUCGCCAAGGGUGCCCUGAACAAAGUCACCGACGUCGCCGUCGCCGUCGCUGCGGAUUUUACCGGCCGCAAAGCCACCAGCAGCAGUCACCCCUAUUCGGUUGUGCUGACUCUGCUGCGUACGACUUCCGGCUGCCAGGUUCUGGCCCGGCGGUUGUACCGGACUUUUGUGCGGGAUGGGUUCGAAACGGUUUUCUCCGGUGACCUCAAGGAGGCCUUUGAUAACAAUGACGAGGCCGACGCGGCCUUUACCAUGUUCGACAAGGAUAUGAAUGGCGACAUCUCAAUGGAGGAAUUGGAGGCAGUCUGCGUGGAGAUUGGACGGGAACGCAAAUCGAUCACGGCCUCGUUGAAGGAUCUAGACUCGGUCGUGUCACGACUUGACAAUGUCCUCGAAUUUUUCGUAAUUGUCAUUGCCCUGAUCGUCUUUCUGUCUCUGAUCUCCACAUCGACUGCCGGCGUUCUCACCUCGGCAGGCUCCAGUGUCCUGGCUUUGUCCUGGCUGUUCUCCGCCACCGCGCAGGAGUUCCUCCAGUCGGUCGUUUUCGUGUUUGUGAAGCACCCGUUCGACGUGGGAGACCGUGUCACAAUCUACGGCAAUGCAGGUGAUGCCGGUCUUGGUGACGAUUACUUCGUCAAGCAGAUCUCCCUCCUGUAUACCGAGUUCAAGAAGAUGCAGGGUCACGUUGUCCAAGCACCCAACAGUUACCUCAACGGCCUCUUCAUUCUGAACCAGCGUCGUUCCGGCGCUCUCGCCGAAGCCGUCCCCAUCGUGAUCAAAUACGGCACCACGCUCGAACAGAUCGACGCCCUGCGCCAACGGCUGCUGGAGUUCGUCCGCAGCGAGAAGCGCGAGUUCCAGACCAACAUCCUGACGGAGAUGCGCCAGGUGACGGAAAACUUCUCCGUGACGCUCAACGUCGUCUUCUUCUACAAGUCCAACUGGCAGAAUGAAGGCCUGCGUCUGCAACGCCGCAACAAGUUCAUCUGCAUGCUCAUGAUCGCCCUGCAGGAGAUCGGCAUCGAGGGACCACGCAUGAACCUCCAGGGCGCCAGCGUCGACUUCCCCGUCCAUGUGCGCUACAACCCAAACAACCAGCAAUUCGUGCCUCCGGGCACCAGCGACGGCCGACCCCCCGCCACCUCCCUCAGCGAGAAAGAGUACCCGGACCACCCAGCCGCCGGCAUGACCAUGCGUCACCCCUCCAUUCUCCGCAAAGGCAUGAACACCGCCGCUGCGCGCGCCCGCGGCGACUCCGUCUCACGCAAACACGUUGACUUCUCUCUCGGCAUGCGCGACGUCUCCGCUAUGGACGUGAUGGGCGACGUCUUCGAAGACCGCGGUCGGCACAUCGACGAGAUCGUCCGCCUGACCAACCGCGAGAACGCUGAGCGCCGCAUCCUCGAAGAGAAAGAGGAAGAGGAAGAAGAGGAGGCCGAGCGCAGGAGCCGCGCCUCCUCCUCCAAGGCCCGCACCUCCGCCACCAGCCUCGGCGUCCCCCGCGCCUCCGCCGAAGGCCGCCGCUCCACCGACUCCCACGGCACACACAGCAUCUCGUCGUCCCUGGGCCGCAACCGCUUCUUCCGCCACCGCGCCAGCUUCGCCAGCCACGAACAGGAGGACAUGAUGGAGCAGGGCCGGUCUGACAUCGGCCCGGCGCUGUCGCAGAUCCGCACCGUCUCCCCUUCCGCCCACUCGACGGACGCCCGGAGCAUCAACCGCGACAUCCGUCAUUAA